AUGUUGGAAACAUUAGUAGAAACACAAUCAAAUUCUUAUGCAGAAAAUCCACCAAACCUCAAGAAAUCGAGAACUACUUUAUUGAUUAUUAUCAGAAGUACUUUGGAUGAGUUGCGAGAAGGAGCUCGUGAUCGAGAGUAUCUUUUAAAAAGAAUUUUCGUAGACGAUGAUUCUGAAUACAGUUAUGAAACAAAGAUUGUUAGGGCAGUACUUGAAAAUAGAGAACCUAUUGAAACGAAUCUUUUUAUUGCCCCAAAGAUCAAGCAAAAGAUUAUUGUUGAGCGUAUGUUUGGAUUGUUAAACAAGUCUCUGCAAGGUCAAAUCAAAUAUCCACAUCUAUUGAAUCUUAAGGGAGUGAUUGACCAAUCUGAAUUUUUAAAAGACAACCAAGUGCUCAUUGCAAGCUUCAGAUUCAAAGCAACAACAUCAGUAGUUGUUUUUAGAAAUCCAGUCGCGCAUGCCAACGAUUUUUUAAGACUACACGUGGUCUCCCCUCCUGCUGACAAAGAAUUCUUGAAUAGCGUUAGAGAAUGCAUUGUGUUUCCCAAACUCGCAGGUAAAAAAGGCCCUCAUCAAUUCCUUAGCUCAGGAGAUCUUGAUGGUGAUUUGUACAGCAUUCUCACUGACCCAUGUUUAGUCAUGUUGUUAGACAAACCAUUUAGUCGUAUGGACUAUGAACAGUUAGCAAAAGAUUAUAAAAUGAAGAGACAACGCCCAACACCAGUUGACGAUGUUGAGGAGUCAAGAAAAGAUCAAACCAGGUUCUUUGUGGACUACAAACCAACUAUUGGUGUAUUCUACACGAUAUUGACCAAUGAUUUGUAUCUCGACAAAAUGUCGGAGGAUGAAAGAAAGAAGUAUGCCUUUUAUUUUACAUUAUCCAUUGAUGCUGUAAAGCAUGGAUCAGUGAUACUUCAAGAUCCAAAGCCAUGUAAAUCCAUCCAAAACGAUUUCGGUUUGAAUGAAGAGAAAUUUGCAAAAAUUAAUCAAUUCGAAAAAAAGUUGAUCGAAAUUGUUUAUGACAGUAUUUUGUCGAUUAAGGAGGCAUUUGUCAUCCCCUAUCAAGUGAAUGAUCUCUACCGAGUCAAGGAGAUUGGCGAUUCUACAAAGAUGAAGGAGGCUUUUAAUAACUGGGAAAAAAACAACAAAAUCUCGAGAAGUGAAAGAAAAGACCUCUUGUCUCAAGUGUAUGGGAAAAAACAGCACAAACAAUGGCUAUUGUCAAAGGUGGCUCGAGUUAUCAACUCACUUGGAAAUUCUGACACCACCAAGUCUAUAGCAGAGCGAAUUCACUCCAAUUAUUUUUUGGAGGCAAGCAUUGAGGCCAAUGUGGAAAAAGCAAAACAAUGGCUUAAUCAAGCGUAUGCUUAUUCCGAUCAGAAAUUGAGGGAGAAAAUGGUUAGAUUUGUUUAUUUGGUUUGCUAUAAGUGGCUAAGUAUUUGUCACAUCCAAAAUGGCGAUGUGUUGUCCUUCGGAGUGUGCAAAUAUAAACCUGUUAACAUCAACCAAUAA
Messenger RNA from Naegleria fowleri, 1512 nucleotides. RefSeq lists its product as uncharacterized. Gene Ontology annotation, molecular function: RNA-directed RNA polymerase activity. The record is from RefSeq and is a predicted model, not a curated record. The coding region runs from base 1 to 1512 and encodes 503 amino acids. Lineage: Eukaryota; Heterolobosea; Eutetramitea; Acrasida; Naegleriidae. The transcript has a single exon.